AUGGAGACAGAAGUGAGAGGAAAUGCUGCUCAGCCUGUGGCCGCGUCUAAUGACAGCGACAGGAUCGACCCCUACGGCUUCGAGAGACGCCACGAUUUUGAAUCCUACAAGGAGAUGAUGAACGAGUACGUGGCCGUCCUCAACAGAAGGUCGAUGAGAUGGUCGAAGCUGCUUCAGGAGAAACCUCAGGUGGAGAAGAACGUGACAGUAAAGAGAUACGUGCGUAAAGGUGUGCCUAACGAGCACCGGGCCAGGAUCUGGAUGGAAGCUAGUGGAGCUCAGGAGCACCUGGAGAGGAACCCGGGUUAUUACCAGUCCCUGCUGGCCAUGGAGCAUGAUGGGAAGCUGAAGGAAACCAUUCACACAGACAUGCACAGGACCUUUCCUGAUAACAUCCUCUUCCAGAACAGAGGCGAGCCGAGCCUGCAGAAGUCUCUGUACAACGUGCUGCUGGCCUACGGACACCACAACCUCACCGUGGGUUACUGCCAGGGGAUGAACUUCAUCGCAGGCUACCUCAUCAUCAUCACCAAAGAUGAAGAGAAAGCCUUCUGGCUCAUGGACGCAUUGUUGGGCAGAAUACUUCCAGACUACUACAGCCCGGCCAUGAUGGGGCUGAAGACUGACCAGGAGGUCCUGGGGGAGCUGGUGAAGACCAAAGCUCCUGCAGUAGGACAGCUGAUGGCUCAGUAUCCCGGCAUAUGGACGCUGGUGGUGUCACGCUGGUUCAUCUGCCUCUACAUCGACAUACUGCCGAUUGAGACCGUCCUGCGGGUCUGGGAUUGUCUCUUCUACGAGGGCUCCAAGGUCCUUUUCCGUGUUGCUCUGACUCUCAUCAUUCACCACCAGACGGAGAUCCUGAGAGCUCGGUCUUUGCCUGAUGUCUGUGAGUGCUUCAAGCAGAUCACCUGUGGAGCUUUCACUCUGGACUGCCACACCUUCAUGCAGAAGAUCUUUACAGAACCUGGGAGCCUGUCGAUGACAACCAUUGAUAAGCUGAGAGAAAAAUGCAGACAACAAAUCCUGAAGGAGGAAUCAGGUCAGGAUCCAGCGCCUCCUGUCUGAGUGGAUUCUUUAAAACUAACGACUUUCAGGCAGUAAAGAAAAACAUUUUUCUAUGGAGACGUAUCACUGAAUGGAAACGCUGCUGGCUGGAUGUAAAAGAUGAAGGCUUGCUAAAGUUUUUGAGCCUUUUCUGUUGCUUCUGUUUCUCACAGUAACUUUGCUGCUAUAGAUACAGGAAGUGCGUUAGUAUUUAAGUCUGUAAUGUUUUUUAAUCACACGCACUUUAGUCAUCGGAAUAUGAGAGAGAUCUGGAGAAUAAUCAUUCCUGCUUUGUCACUGUGGUUGAUGUUAACUGUCCUCUGGAAGUAAAAUAGAGCAGCCAGACUUUGGUGUGGUGAUUUACAGAACUCCA
Acanthochromis polyacanthus (spiny chromis) is the source of this 1417-nucleotide messenger RNA. Its product is annotated as growth hormone-regulated TBC protein 1-A-like. The record is from RefSeq and is a predicted model, not a curated record. The transcript is spliced from 8 exons. Bases 1 to 1065 code for a protein of 354 amino acids. NCBI's taxonomy places the organism in Eukaryota, Metazoa, Chordata, Actinopteri, Pomacentridae.